Messenger RNA from Penicillium antarcticum, 2358 nucleotides. It is a transcript of the gene bioDA, whose product is annotated as adenosylmethionine-8-amino-7-oxononanoate aminotransferase. NCBI's taxonomy places the organism in Eukaryota, Fungi, Ascomycota, Eurotiomycetes, Eurotiales, Aspergillaceae. The coding region runs from base 1 to 2358 and encodes 785 amino acids. The record is from RefSeq and is a predicted model, not a curated record. Gene Ontology annotation, biological process: biotin biosynthetic process. Gene Ontology annotation, molecular function: S-adenosyl-L-methionine:8-amino-7-oxononanoate transaminase activity; ATP binding; dethiobiotin synthase activity. Gene Ontology annotation, cellular component: mitochondrion. The transcript is spliced from 4 exons.
AUGCCUGUCGGUGCUGCGCUGUGGCGCAAUUUACGUGCGCAUCAGGUCUACGGCGCCAAUACUGAUGUGGGGAAGACAAUUGUCUCGACUGUGCUGUGCAAUGCCGUUCACCGACAGAAACAACAAGCCGCAUUCCUCAAGCCUGUGUCAACAGGAGCGUUGGACGAUGCCGAUGAUCAACACUUGAAGCGCUUUGGUGCCGGAACAUUGACCAAGUGUCUCUAUCAGUUCGAUGACCCGGUGAGCCCGCAUUUGGCCGCCAAGGACAAAGUGAUCCCACGAGACGAUGAUCUCCUCGCCUCAAUUCAUAAGACUCUAUCCGGCUGGGCCCGCUCGGAUAUUGACUUUGCUCUCGUCGAGACUGCCGGGGGUGUCCACUCCCCAGGGCCCAAUGGCAACUCGCAGGCAGACUUGUACCGACCUCUACGGCUGCCGAUUGUGCUGGUUGCAGACUCCCGUCUAGGAGGAAUCUCUUCUUCCAUCUCUGCCUAUGAGUCGCUGCUACUUCGUGGCUAUGACGUGCAGUCGGUCCUCUUGUUCCGAGACGAUUACUACCAGAACCACGAGUAUCUCCGUGAUUACUUCAAUGGCAAGAGCAUUCCUCUAGUCUCACUACCAACCCCUCCAUCCCGCCCAGCUCAGCUAGAUGCAGAUGCCCAAUUGAGGGACGAGGAGGCCAUGUUCACCUAUUACCAAAAGUCCGCACAAGAAUCCGACAUCCUCAGACUCCUAGAGGAGAUGAAAGUGAAGAAUACUGAGCGCAUUGAACGACUAGAAGAGAUGGGCGACCGGGCUCGGGAUCUCAUCUGGUACCCCUUUACUCAGCACCAAGGCAUGCAAGCCAAGGACAUCACUGUGAUCGACUCAGCCCACGACGAUUACUUCCAGACCUUUGGAUCCAACUCCUCCAAGAAUACCCAAAGCGAAUUACAGCCAACAUUUGACGGCUCGGCAUCCUGGUGGACCCAAGGCUUGGGCCAUGGUAACCCCGAUCUCUCGCUUUCUGCAGCCUACGCCGCUGGCCGCUACGGGCACGUGAUGUUCGCAGGCGCCGUCCAUGAGCCAGCGCUCUCCCUCGCAAGUCGCUUGUUGGAGACCAUUGGAAACCCACGGUUCACCAAGGUCUUCUACACCGACAACGGAAGCACAGGAAUGGAAGUUGCCGUGAAGAUGGGUCUCCGCGCCUCUUGCGACCGCUACGGUUGGGAUGCAAGCCAGGAGCAAAUUGGCAUUCUGGGACUCAAGGGCAGCUACCACGGUGACACUAUCGGAGUGAUGGACUGCUCAGAGCCAUCCACUUACAACCAAAAGGUUGAGUGGUACCGUGGCCGUGGUCACUGGUUUGACUUCCCGCUAGUUAAGAUGGUUGGCGGGUCAUGGAAAGUCGAGAUCCCCCGUGAGCUCCAAGCUGAUUUGGGUGAGGAUGUUGACUUUGCUUCAUUGGGCUCAGUCUUUGAUCUCGAACAGCGUAUUGAAUCUACCUCGGCUCAGCGCUACAAGGAUUAUAUCCACCGAACCAUUGAGGACUUGGUCCAGCGCCAGGGUAUGAAGUUUGGUGCUCUGAUUAUGGAACCCGUCAUCCUCGGUGCUGGUGGAAUGCUCUUCUGUGACCCGCUCUUUCAGAGAUGCCUGGCUGACGUGGUCCGCGAGCACCCCGAGCUAUUCUCUGGUAAUGCAACUGCCCCUAAGGAGUCACCGUCCUGGUCGGGUUUACCAAUUAUCUUUGACGAGGUGUUCACCGGCUUAUACCGUCUGGGUCGCUCCACAUCAGCUUCAUUCCUGGGUGUCUCCCCUGAUGUUGCCGUCAACGCCAAGCUUCUUACCGGUGGAUUGAUUCCGCUUUGCACGACUGUGGCUAGCGAGGAGAUCUUCAACGCCUUCUCCAGCCCGGAAAAGAGCGAUGCUCUACUCCACGGUCACAGCUAUACUGCCCAUGCUGUUGGUUGCACCGUUGCCGUCGACUCACUGAAGACCAUGGCACAACUCGAGUCGGACGGAUCCUGGGAUGGAUUCCGCGAUGACUGGCGCGGCAGCUCCGUGGUUCCUUCUGAGGCCUCCACUCCUGACGUAUGGAGUGUCUGGUCACAGGGUCUACUCCAGGAUCUGUCAUGUGCAGAAUCAGUAGAAAGCGUCUUUGCUAUUGGUACUGUGCUUAGUAUUUCCCUGCGUGACGCUGAGGGUGGAGGCUACACUUCCAACGCUGCCAAGGGCCUGCAAACAAAACUCUCUAUCGGCGGUGAUAAAUUCAAUGUUCACUCGCGUGUCCUGGGUAAUGUCCUGUAUCUCAUGUCCAGUGUGACAUCCAAAUCCGAGUCAUUGCAAGAGAUGGAGAAGUUGCUCCGGUCGGCUUUGCUUUAG